Molecule: messenger RNA, 1131 nt
Organism: Psammomys obesus (fat sand rat)
Lineage: Eukaryota; Metazoa; Chordata; Mammalia; Rodentia; Muridae
Gene: Mstn
Product: myostatin
Exons: 3
Coding region: 1-1131 (376 amino acids)
Biological process (GO): SMAD protein signal transduction
Cellular component (GO): extracellular region
Molecular function (GO): cytokine activity; growth factor activity
Source: RefSeq, a predicted model, not a curated record
AUGAUGCAAAAACUGCAGAUGUAUGUUUAUAUUUACCUGUUUAUGCUGAUUGCUGCUGGCCCAGUGGAUCUAAAUGAGGGCAGUGAGCGAGAAGAAAAUGUAGAAAAAGAGGGGCUGUGUAAUGCAUGUGCGUGGAGACAAAACACAAGGUACUCCAGAAUAGAAGCCAUAAAAAUCCAAAUCCUCAGUAAACUCCGCCUGGAAACAGCUCCUAACAUCAGCAAAGAUGCUAUCAGACAACUUCUGCCCAGAGCGCCUCCGCUCCGGGAGCUGAUCGAUCAGUACGACGUCCAGAGAGACGACAGCAGCGACGGCUCUUUGGAAGAUGACGAUUAUCAUGCCACCACGGAAACAAUCAUUACCAUGCCUACGGAGUCGGACUUUCUAACACAAGCGGAUGGAAAACCCAAAUGCUGCUUUUUUAAAUUUAGCUCUAAAAUACAGUACAACAAAGUAGUAAAAGCCCAACUGUGGAUACAUCUAAGACCCGUCAAGACUCCCACAACAGUGUUCGUGCAAAUCCUGAGACUCAUCAAACCCAUGAAAGACGGUACAAGGUAUACUGGAAUCCGAUCUCUGAAACUUGACAUGAGCCCAGGCACUGGCAUUUGGCAGAGUAUUGAUGUGAAGACAGUGUUGCAAAACUGGCUCAAACAGCCUGAAUCCAACUUAGGCAUUGAAAUCAAAGCUGUGGAUGAGAGUGGGCAUGAUCUUGCUGUAACCUUCCCAGGACCGGGUGAAGACGGGCUGAAUCCCUUUUUAGAGGUCAAAGUAACAGACACACCCAAAAGGUCCCGGAGAGACUUUGGUCUUGACUGUGACGAGCACUCCACAGAGUCCCGGUGCUGCCGUUACCCCCUCACGGUGGAUUUUGAAGCCUUUGGAUGGGAUUGGAUUAUUGCACCCAAAAGAUAUAAGGCCAAUUACUGCUCUGGAGAGUGUGAAUUUGUGUUUUUACAAAAAUAUCCUCAUACUCAUCUUGUGCACCAAGCAAACCCCAGAGGCUCAGCAGGCCCUUGCUGCACUCCUACAAAAAUGUCUCCCAUUAAUAUGCUAUAUUUUAAUGGCAAAGAACAAAUAAUAUAUGGAAAAAUUCCAGCCAUGGUAGUUGACCGGUGCGGGUGCUCAUGA